GGAUUGGUUCAUGGGACUGCUGGGAGAAAAACUUGGACUGCACUUCGACCAGACAUUCCACGGGCUCUGUCCGAGCAAACAGCCACCUAUCUUUGGUGACUUCCUCAACACUAAUGAAAUUUACGAGGACAUCCUGGACUUUGCCACGCUGAAGCAGUACAUGGAGAACCAGUUGAAGGAGUAUAACGCGACGCCAGGCGUUGUGUCGAUGGAACUAGUACUUUUCAGGGAUGCCAUCUGCCACAUUUGUCGCACCGUGCGCGUUCUGAAACUGCCCAGAGGAAACAUGCUUGUCGUCGGUAUCGGUGGCAGCGGCCGGCAGUCGCUGACCCGACUGGCCGCCUACAUCUGCGGCCUCUCGGUGUUCGUCAUCGAGGUCAAUAAGCACUACCACCGACCCGAGUUCAGAGAGGAUCUCAAGGUGCUCUAUCGGGCAACGGGCCUCGAAAACAAACCGACCGUCUUCAUUUUCAGCGACGCCCAGGUCACGGAGGAAACGUUCCUUGAAGAUAUCAACAACAUCCUAAGCAGCGGGGAAGUGCCAAACCUCUACAAACCGGAGGAGCUCGAAGAGAUACGCAACACACUACAGCCGGUGGCGGCUAGGGAGGGUAUCCCUGAGACGCCAGAGAACCUGUACGGCCUGCUUUUGGACCGAGUCAGGUCAAAUCUCCACCUCUGCGUGUGUAUGAGCCCCGUCGGAGACGCCUUCAGGAACCGUAUUCGCAUGUACCCUGGCCUGGUCAACUGCUCCACGAUUGACUGGUUCGGAGAUUGGCCACAAGAAGCUCUGAUGGAAGUAGCCGAGAGGUAUUUGGAAGGCAUCGACCUAAACCUAGGCGCCGAUACGGAACUAUUGAAGGACGAGCUGCAGGCUGCUGUGGCUCACACGUUCUCCGUAAUUCACCGCUCCGUGUCCAACUACUCGGCUCGGAUGCUGGCGAGGUGCGGCGACACAACUACGUCACCUCCACCAGCUACCUGCAGCUGGUGGCCGGCUACAAACAUCUACUUGGGCGAGAAGCGCAAGGAACUGGGAGAAGCCGCUGACAAGCUGAGGAAUGGUCUGUUCAAGAUUGACGAGACCAGUGUCAAAGUCGAAUCCAUGUCCGUUGAACUGGAAAUCGCCAAAGGAAAAGUGGCCGAGUUCCAGCAGCAGUGCGAGUACCUGGUCAUCAUUGUCCAACAGACCCGGGAGGCCGACGAACAGCAGCGCUCCGUCCAGCUCAGGUCUCAAAAGAUUGCCGAGGAGGAGCUGCAGUGUAAGGCCAUGGCCGAGGUGGCUCUGGCAGAGCUGGAGGAGGUGCUGCCCGUCCUGGAAGAGGCCGUCAGGGCACUGGACGCCCUCUCGAAGCGGGACCUGAACGAGAUCAAGUCGUACGCCCGACCUCCGCCGCUGGUAGAGAAGGUCAUGGAGGCAGUGAUGCUUCUGAAGUGCGUCGAACCCACCUGGGCAGAGGCGAAACGACAGCUGGGAGACCCGAACUUCAUCACACAGCUGCGUGACUUCGACAAGGACCACAUCAGCGACAAGACGCUGAAGAAGGUCGGCGGAUACGUGGUGCAGGCCGACUUUGACCCGGACAUGGUCGGAAAACAGUCGCUGGCUGCCAAGUCGCUCUGUCUGUGGGUACGAGCCAUCGAGUCGUACGGACGCGUCUACAGGGUGGUGGAGCCGAAGAAGAUGCGUCUGAUGUCGGCUGAGCGUAUCCUAGCCGAGAAGCAGAAGAACCUGGCAGACGCUAAGGCGAAGCUGCAGGAGCUCAGCGAGCGGCUGGCAAAGCUGCAGACCGAGUACAACGAGAAGCUGGCGCAGAAGGAGGAGCUCAGGAUCAAGGCGGAGAGCCUGGAGCUGAAGUUGGACCGCGCGGCCAAGAUCGUCAGCGGCCUGGCCGGCGAGAAGGUCCGCUGGACACAGACCGUGAAGGACUUGGACGAAAACUUUGGCUACCUGGUCGGGGACUGCCUGAUCGCUGCCGCCUUUGUCUCCUAUAUGGGACCGUUUACGUCCAACUACCGGGACGAGAUCGUCUCGAGCAUUUGGUUACCGGAGGUGCGCGGGAAGCUGGUGCCCUGCUCGCCGACGUUCGAGCUGUGCGAGUUCCUGGCCAAGCCGACGGUGGUACGCGACUGGAACAUCCAGGGCCUGCCGUCCAACCCGUUCAGCGUGGAGAACGGCAUCAUCGCCACGCGCGGACAGCGCUGGCCGCUGCUCAUCGACCCGCAGGGGCAGGGCCUGCGCUGGAUCAAAAACAUGGAACACAAACAGGGUCUGAAAGUGAUCGACCUGCAGCAGACCAACUUCCUAUCGGUGCUGGAGCGCUCCGUCACGUUCGGCCACCCGGUGCUGCUACAGAACGUCCAGGAGACGUUGGAUGCCUCGCUCAACCCCAUACUCACAAAGUCUGUCAUCAAACAGGGUGACGCUCUGUACACCAAGAUCGGCGACAAGGAGGUGGAGUACAACCCGCUGUUCCGCUUCUACAUCAGCACCAAGCUGUCAAACCCGCACUACCCGCCUGAGAUCGCCACUAAGACCACCAUCAUCAACUUCACCGUCAAGGAGGACGGUCUGGAGCAGCAGCUGCUGGGUAUCGUGGUCCGCAAGGAGCGGCCCGAGCUGGAGGAGCAGAAGGACGCCCUCGUCACCAACAUCGCCGCCGGCAAACUGAAGCUCAUCGAGCUGGAGGACGCCGUGCUCAGACUGCUGAAGACGGAGGGUUCGCUGCUGGAGGACGAGGCUCUGGUGGUGACGCUACAGUCGUGCAAGACCACCUCGGCCGACGUCACCGAACAGCUGGAGACCGCCGAGGAGACAGAGAUCAAGAUCGACGCCGCUCGGGAGGCGUAUCGUCCGUGCGCGCGGCGCGCCUCGAUCCUGUUCUUCGUGCUGACCGACCUGGGCAAGAUCGACCCGAUGUACCAGUUCUCGCUGGACGCCUACGUAGAUCUGUUCACCCACUCCAUCGAUAAGGCGCAGAGGAGCCCAAAGCUGGAGAACCGCAUACAGAACAUGAACGACUAUCACACCUACGCCGUGUACAAGUACGCCUGCCGCGGCCUGUUCGAGCGGCACAAGCUGCUCUUCUCCUUCCACAUGUGCAUCAAGAUGCUGGAGAGCCAGUCGGCCGUCAACACGGACGAGUACCUGUUCUUCCUCAAGGGUGGAGUCGUGCUCGACAGGGAGGAGCAGAUGGACAACCCGUGCCCCGAGUGGCUGUCGGACUCUGCGUGGGACAACAUUACCGAGCUGGAGCGUCUGGCCAACUUCCACGGCGUGAUUCAGUCGUUUGAGCAGGGCCACCGCGACUGGUACGCCUGGUACACGUCGCCCGAGCCCGAGCGAGCCUCGCUGCCCGGCGAGUGGGACACGUCGUGCUCGGAGCUGCAGCGGAUGAUCUUUGUUCGCUCACUGCGCCCGGACCGGGUCAGCGUAUGUGUGUCCACGUUCGUCAUCCACAACCUGGGGCAGCGCUUCGUCGAGCCGCCCGUGCUCGACUUCCACAGCGUGCUGGAGGACUCUGCGGCCAAGACGCCGCUCAUCUUCAUCCUGUCUCCGGGCGUAGACCCGACCACGGCUCUGCUCCAGCUGGCCGAGCAGAACGAGAUGAUGGACCGCUUCUACAGCCUCAGCCUGGGACAGGGACAGGCGCCCAUCGCCACACGUCUGCUGGAGAUGGGUAAACGGGACGGCGGCUGGGUGUUCCUGGCCAACUGUCAUCUCUCGCUCUCCUGGAUGCCCGAGCUCGACAAGAUGGUGGAGGAGAUACAGGACGGCGGCGCCAACCCCGAGUUCCGUCUGUGGCUCAGCUCCAGCCCGCACCCCGACUUCCCCAUCUCCAUCCUUCAGAACGGCAUCAAAAUCACCACCGAACCGCCCAAGGGCAUCAAGGCCAACAUCAAGCGUCUGUACCAGAACAUGACGGAGGCGCAGUUCACCGCCUGUCCGCGCCAGAGCAACUACAAGAAGCUGCUCUUCUCGCUGUGCUUCUUCCACUCGGUGCUGCUGGAGCGGCGCAAGUUCCAGCAGCUCGGCUGGAACAUCCUCUACGGGUUCAACGACUCAGACUUCGAGGUGUCUGAGUCGCUGCUGUCGAUCUACCUGCGCGAGUACGAGGACCCGCCGUGGGACGCGCUCAAGUACCUGAUCGCGGGCGUCAUGUACGGCGGGCACGUCACUGACGACUGGGACCGACGCCUGCUCAUGACCUACAUCAACCAGAUGUUCAACGAGGACGUGCUCAACGUCACAUACUACAAGCUGUCGUCCCUGGCACACUACUACAUCCCUCGGGACGGCCACCUGUCCUACUACCAGGACUUCAGCAACAGCCUGCCCAUGGUGGACCACCCGGAGGCGUUCGGACAGCACCCGAACGCCGACAUCGCCAGCAGUAUCGGAGACGCACGGGUGCUGUUCGAGACGCUGCUGUCGCUGCAGCCGGCCGUGGCCGCCGCGGCCGACGGACAGAGCUCCGACGAUAAGGUGAUCGGUCUGGCCAACGACGUGCUGACCAAGAUGCCGGACCUGAUCGACUUCGAGAGCACGCAGAAGAUUCUCUCCAACGACCCGUGUCCGCUGAAUGUGGUCCUGCUGCAGGAGAUUCAGCGUUACAACGUUCUGCUGGUGAUCAUCCGCCGAUCGCUGGAGGACCUCAAGAAGGGCAUCAAGGGCCUGGUGGUGAUGUCCUCUGACCUCGAGGAGGUGUUCGUCUGCGUCCUGGAGGGUCGCGUGCCGCCGCCCUGGCUCAAAGCCUACCCGUCGAUGAAGUCUCUGGGCUCGUGGACGCGGGACCUGGUGCAGCGUGUGGAGCAGUUCUCCGAGUGGUCGGAGCGCGCCCGGCCGCCCACGGCCUUCUGGCUGGCCGCCUUCACGUUCCCCACCGGGUUCCUGACAGCGGUGCUGCAGACGGCUGCCCGGCAGCUGCACCUCAGUGUCGACUCGCUGGCCUGGGAGUUUUACGUGCACAACCAGAACGACUCGACCACCAACCUGCUGCCGCAUGAGGGAGUGUAUAUCUGCGGGAUGUUCCUGGAGGGCGCCGGCUGGGACGUCAACAAGCGCUGUCUGGUCGAGGCCGCGCCAAUGCAGCUCGUCACACCAAUGCCCAUCGUACACUUUAAACCCGUGGAGAAUAAGAAGAAAAGCGGAAAAGGACUGUACACGUGUCCGGCGUAUUACUACCCGAACCGGUCGGGCACCGGUCACUACCCGUCCUUUGUGGUGGCCGUGGACCUGCGCUCCGGCGACUCCCCCUCCGACCACUGGAUUCGACGGGCGGCCGCUCUGCUCCUCAGUCUGUCAGACUAAUGGGGGGGGGGGGGUAGUGCGGGCUGCGUGAGGACCGUGGGAGCUGUGGCAGAGGAGUGGGGAGUGCUGGCAGGUCAAAAGGGGGCGUCAGGUUAGGUCAUGGGAGUGAGGAGAUCCGAUAGGUUAUCAUGGGCCAAGGGUAGUGAGAGAUGGCCCUUCUAGUCAUUCAGGUUGUCAGAUCGGAUAGGGUUGAAAUGCGAGUGAGUCGUGCGUUUGAGUAACGGGAUUAGUUUUCGUUAGCCAGUGAAGAAAAAGAAAAUAGUGAUCUCAGAUGAUCUUUCAUUGUAAAUAGUGCUGAAGAAUCGUGUAAUUUGAUCGUGAACGGAUUGUGAUAUGCGAUUGUGGCCCAAGCUACGCUCGUUAGAAUUUAACGAGAGACGCUUCGACUGAAUGGAUAUGUAAUGGAGUGAAGAAGCGCUGACGAACAACUGUGAUAGCUACCCAGCGAUCUCAAAUCAUGGUCUCCUGACUCGUGUUUUCUAGUCCGCCGUCCCAUAGUGUACAAAUGUAUAUUUUAGGUGACUCAUGUCGUACUGUGUCGUAAUGAUUUGUUGCAAUCAUGUUCAUCGAUUGUUCGAUCUUUUCGAUGGUCAGUAAAGAAAAAAAGCAUUAAUCUCUAUUGUUAACAUUUAAACCGUUCUAGUCAACCGUACAAACGUUUAUUUCUUGCCAUAGUGCCUAUAUUGUGUUCGAAGCGUUUCAACCCGCUCAGUUGGGUUACAUGAUAACUAUGCCUAAAAGACAAUUUCUUCAUGCGAAUUUGUAUUUACACGUUUUGUUCAAAAUACAGGAAUGUAUCGGUCAA
Molecule: messenger RNA, 6116 nt
Organism: Amphibalanus amphitrite
Lineage: Eukaryota; Metazoa; Arthropoda; Thecostraca; Balanomorpha; Balanidae
Product: dynein axonemal heavy chain 2-like
Biological process (GO): microtubule-based movement
Cellular component (GO): dynein complex
Molecular function (GO): dynein light intermediate chain binding; dynein intermediate chain binding; minus-end-directed microtubule motor activity
Source: RefSeq, a predicted model, not a curated record